Molecule: messenger RNA, 4115 nt
Organism: Pomacea canaliculata
Lineage: Eukaryota; Metazoa; Mollusca; Gastropoda; Architaenioglossa; Ampullariidae
Product: NAD kinase 2, mitochondrial-like
Exons: 9
Coding region: 145-1485 (446 amino acids)
Biological process (GO): NAD+ metabolic process
Cellular component (GO): mitochondrion
Molecular function (GO): NAD+ kinase activity
Source: RefSeq, a predicted model, not a curated record
CUCUACAUUAAUGGCGACCAAAACAAACCAAGUGUGACCUAACAGUGAUAUAUUAGAUAUUUUUUUUGCUAAUAAAUAUGUGUGGUAUUAUAUUUUCAAACCAGCAAUACAAAUUCUGAAUAGGGCUUUUAAAAAAUCUAUAGCAUGUGCAUUACAAAGAGUGUUAUUUCGAAGCAUCUCCUGAAACAUGUCUUUGGUAUUGAACAUAAUUAUUUGUCUCGAUUGUCGAAUAAUAAUUUAUGCGGACAUCAUUCAGAAUUACAUGGAAUGAGAUAUAAAUAUUUAGUGCGAUUUAAAACUUCAAAAUCGUACGGUGAAGAUAAUGCACCCGUAUUCGCUCCAAGAAGAGUGACUGUGUUAACAAAGAUGACUCGUUUCCAGUAUGAACGCAGACGCCAGAGACAAAUGUCAGAGAACGAAUUCAGGGCUUAUCUUGAGUCCAAAGAUUCAGAUUAUGACAGACUUUUAUUACGACAUAAAAAUCACCAAGCAGGUCUGGAAGCUGUGAAGAAAGCAUUUGAGGCUGCUGGCAUUGAAACGAGGAUAGUUGAGCGCUUUGACCUUACUAGCAGUACAUUAGAUUGGGCAGAUGCUGUGUUCACUGCUGGAGGCGAUGGUACCUAUCUUUUGGCAGCUUCAAAGUUUAUUGACAAUAAUAAGCCUUUGAUUGGCCUCAAUACUGAUCCAGAAAGGUCUGAGGGUCAUCUGUGUCUGCCUAAAAGGAAAUACCCUGCUGUGAACUUUGCUGCUGCCUUAAAGCGGAUGUUAGCGGGAGACUUCCGGUGGAGAUGGUUACAGCGUAUCAAAGUUACCAUGUCAGGCCAACACAGCAAUGAUACCCCAAUUGAAUUGCAUGAUCAACAGCUGUCUUUCCCUGAGCUCAGAUUCAUAGAGCAUAUUGCUGAGAGGGAGCAGGAACGGCACCCUGUAAAUAUCACUUCUAACCCCCCACCAGUCCGUGUUCUUCCAGUUUUUGCUCUUAAUGAAGUAUUUAUAGGAGAAUCAUUAUCUUCCAGAGUAUCAUAUUAUGAAUUCUCUGCUGAUGAUGGUCCUGGGGAAAAGCAGAAGAGCUCUGGAAUCACUAUUUGUACAGGCACAGGUUCCAGCUCAUGGCACUUCCAUAUCAACCAUUUGUCAGUGUCUUCUGUCAGAGAUAUUCUUGUCAUUGCCAAUCAGAAAACUGGCAGUCAGUUUCCUGUUGAUGACUGGCACAUGCUGGAGUCUGUUGUUAAAGAGUUUAAUGAUUCUCUGCGAUUCAGCCCUAGUUCUCCAUGUAUGGCUUAUACAAUCCGAGACCCAGUGGUAAAUGGAGUGUUUCAAGUUAGUAAUCCACGGAAUUUUGCCACCAAAAUUCGCAUCCGAUCACGCAUGUGGGAUGCAUGCUUGGUAGUUGAUGGUGGAAUCUCAUUUAAGUUCAAUGAUGGAGCAGUAGCUACUCUGGAGAUUGCCAAAGACCAGGCAAUCCGAACUGUAGUUUUUGACUGAGGCACAUUCUGUUCACAAAUUAAAAAAUGCAAAAGCAGUUUUUAGAAGUGUGGUUUUCUGCAUGAAGGGAAAAAAAUUGUGAUCAUUUAUUGAUGAUAAGUAUCAAACAAUACAUCUGGGGUUUUUUUGUGCUUGGAAGAAUUAUUGACGGAGCAAAUGAGCAGCUGGCUUUGCAAACUUGAAAGAACGAGGGUCACUCCAAAGAAAGAAAUAAAAGCAUUUUUUGGGUCCCUUGAAUGUUCACUGUUUCUCCGAUGCGAGAAACAGAACUAUUUUUAAUAGUCAGCUGCAUGAAUAAUUAUUUUGCUUCUUGUGUGUGAGAAAGUUUGCACAAAUGCAUUUGUAUUCAGGUAUCUUUAUCAGUUGUUUGAAGUGAAGUUUCAUGAUUAUUGAACAAAUUUUGUAUGUGUUCAUAUUAUCUUUGUAUGUGUUCAUCUCUGCGAGCCUGUAAUAAGCAACUUAAUUACAUUAAGGUCCCUGUCAUCAGUGUGUCAUAUUCAUGAUAUUUUCUCAGGAGACCAUUUGUGUUUUAAAGUGAAAAACUUAGCGUUGAUUCCUUGUAUAAAGACUAUUUCCAUAUGCAUUUGCUUACAAUUCUGACUAAUAUUGAUUUAGGCUGUUUGAUUACCUGAUUAAAGGUGAGUUGUUGUUGUUGAUCUUGGAAGGGAGAGUGCUUCCACCUCAAGGCGAUUUCGCACUAUGGGGGAGGGGGGUUAAAGGUGAGGAAAAUCAACUUCAUUUAAAUACAGUGCUUGCUUUACAAAAAGUGGAUGGCUAACCUGACAUCUACUGUCAUUUUUAUGUAAUGCAAAUUUUUUCCACACCCACAGUGUUUAAAACAAAAACUUGCACAAAUACCUUUAAGCAAGUCAUAAAAGUAUUAGAAUACUGUUCCAUGACAAAAAGAUAUUUAUGAAAAAUCUGCCUUGCAUAAGGAAUUGUUAUAAUUUUUUUUUUGGGGGACUGCUUAUUUUUUUAGUAUUCUUAAUAUAAACUCAAAUUUGUAUAAUGCAAAUUUAUUUAAAGUGGGAACUGUCUGUAAUGACCACUGGUACUCUCAACAUACCAGCAUUAAUACCAGCAAGACCUUCAGUGUUCAAAGAUGUGCUUUAUGUUACAUAUUUAUUACCUCAAAAAGGUAAUAAUCUUUAAAGAUUGAAAGACUACAUAAUUUCUUUUUUUUAAAUCCUUGUAUCUAGAUGGUCUAAACAGUGCAAUUCAGCAACAUUCAUCUGUUGAUUGGCUGAACGUUUGAUUUAGCUCAAAGUUAGACCCUACUCAUGGGGAAAAUUGUGCUGAACUGAUUGGUUAUGAUGUGGAAAGUUCAGAUAUUUCUGGUUUGUAUUGGGAAAGUGGACAUUCUAGUGGUUAGAACACUGGCAUCCAAGGCAAGAGGCACACCAACGCAAUGCCUGUGGGCAUACUUCCCCUCGUCAACCCAGCUGUCAAGAAUGGGUACCCGACUUCAUUGAGAGUUGGGAAAGGUAAGGCGGCAAGGGAGAGAUGGCACCACCCUCACCAGAAGAUAGCCAUGAGAAAAGUUAGGUGUCUAACAUCUCACCUAACCAUCCCCAAAAGAUCUAACAGGGGAAGACCUUUACCUGAGCAUGCUUAUGUGCAUGGCAAAAAAAUAUUUUAAAAAUCAUUACUUACACACAGUGGACAUGAUCAUGUACUUGUGUGCAUUCAAUUAUGAAUAUUCAAUCUUUUGGAGCUAAUCACUAGUUAAAUGCCACUGUUUGAUCCUUUUUUUCAUAUUUUUUUAACCUUUGUAAAAAGUAUUGUACUGUUGUAACAGAUUUUGAAGUGAUAAAUAAGUAAGCAUUUCGUUUAGUCCUUGCUACUCCUUGAGGAUCAUAGGGCCACAACACCACCUUGCCAGCAAACCUGGUUUUGAGCAGCCCCCAUUCAGUUCAGCCCAUGUCGUUCCGACGUCCUUUGCCUCGCUUUCUACUGUUUUUUCCCAACUCUCUUUCCCUGAGGAUUCCAAUCAAAAUAGUAAGCAUUUAACUUCUAUAACUUUUUUGAAAUGAGAUAAGAUGUUUUUAUAGUGCACAUUAUUUUCUCAGAAUCAGUAGAAAAUAGGUCUUUAACCCAAGCUGUACCCUUGCACACAAACAAUUUCCUUAUUAAAUGAUGAUAAAGUUGUUUUCACUAUAAGUACUACUCAAAAAAUAUUUUAAGUACAGUUUACAGGUAUGUUUCUCAAAAGUAUAAUUGCUUAAUUUUGUACUUUUGAUCCUUUGUUUCAAAUGUCAUUCCAUGAAAGUUUUAAAUUUAUAAUGAUCUAUUACCAUUACAUUUGAUGCAUAGUUGUGUAAUUGAUGACUGCAUAAUAAUUUCUCAGAUUAAUACAUAUGGAUUUGCUUUGUGUUUAGUUUCAAUUAUAGCCUAGAUAACCUUAUGGCACUAGAUAGCAUUGUAUAGCCAGCCUUUUUUUGGGGGGGGGGAGGGGGGUUUCGCUUUUGAAAUGUUCUAUAAUUAUUGUGAACUCAGUACAUGCAGAUUUUCAAAUCAUUUUAAAACAAGCAAAAAAAAUCAAGCAAGCUUCUAAAACUUUCUUGUAACUUGAUGUAUCUAAUGAGUGCAAAGGUCUAAGGUACUGUUCAAUAAACUUCUUCUCUGAGGGA